Messenger RNA from Eruca vesicaria subsp. sativa (arugula), 1017 nucleotides. Lineage: Eukaryota; Viridiplantae; Streptophyta; Magnoliopsida; Brassicales; Brassicaceae. The record is from the annotation of a GenBank genome assembly.
CCUCUCUUCUCUUCUAGAGCCAAGAGGCAAAACUCACACAUACAUACUUGGCUACUUCAAAUUGCAAGAAUCUCUAACUCUCCUGGUGAGGGUUUUGAUUCUCAGAGAAUCUAAAGCUUAGGGCUUUAUUAGAACCCUUUUGCCAAGACAGUGUGGAUUCAUCACUCUCUGUAUCAGAAAAAUGGGGAACCUUUCGGGGAAUUUCGAUAUCGUAGAUCUAAUGUCUUACGGAGACGAUUUGAUCAGCUUACUGAAUGUUAAGAACGGGUUUGAAGUGGUAUCGCAAAGCUUCGAGGACUUGAAAACUCUCCGAUUAGCUUGCGACGAGGAUUUCAAUCAGAUACAGAGAUCUAUCGAAGAUUGUAAGAAGAAGCUUGUCGCUUGUAAGAAGAAAACAGAGGAAGCUUAUUCUGAUGUUUCGGUUGGAGAUGAUGAUAUUGAGCGUCUUCAGAGAGAGUUAGACCAAGAGAUGGAACUAGAGUGCAAACUUAAGGACGAGCUUAGAGUAGUUGCUGAGGAACUCAAGGACCUGAAUGCACAAAGGACAGACAUUGAUGAACAGAGGAAAUCUAUAAAGAGAAAAGAACGGGACGAGUUGAGAGCUGAGAAAAAGCUAUCUAUGUAUGCUUCUGUCACAAAAGUUAUACCAGACGUUGAGGAUCCAUCGAAGAUCUCAGGAUAUAUGGUAGAUCGCGAGAAAAAGGUUAUUGAGACGUUCCAGUUCGAGACAAGUAAGAUGACGUCUUAUGAGACAUGCAACAGUAUCUGGAGCAUCGUAAACAAGCAAUAGACAGACGUGGUGGCUUGAGUUCAUUUGUUUGAAUAGAUUUGGUUUAAGCAUAGCUAUUAGCAACCAAAAACCUCUGUAUCCCCUCCAUCUACGGUUCCUUAAAUGUAAAACCCAUCCUGCUUAGUUUUUCGUUGGCCUUUUGUGAUUGGAUUAUGAAUAUUCAUUCUUCUCCUGUAACGUCAUCAUCAUCUAUGAAAAUUUCCCCUGCAAGUUUCCCUUGCAGCUGC